AUCUUUUUGCUGGGAUUAUUAUCAAAGAAAAGAAAAGAUCUGUCUAUCCUUUCCACUGCUUCAUUUUGUCUUCCUAAACAAACCCACAAACACACACAUACACAAUUACACAAACUGAAAAUGGCGUCUGCAACUAGUUUCAGUGCUCAGAUUUCAAACUUCAAUAGCAGACCAAAUUCUUCAUCUUUCCAAAAACCAGUUCUAAAGCCAAGUUCAGUUGGUAUGAAAUCCUUAUCCCAGUCUGGUCACUGGAAGCCUUUUGAUAACCAUCGAUCUCUUCGUGUAUUUGCUCUAUUCGGAGGAGGAAAGAAGGAUGGUGACAAAGAUGACGGAAAGGCAGGGGUUUUUGGAAACAUGCAAAAUCUAUAUGAGACAGUAAAAAAGGCGCAAAUGGUUGUCCAGGUUGAGGCAGUGCGCGUGCAAAAAGAACUUGCUGUAGCCGAGUUUGAUGGGUAUUGUGAAGGUGAGCUAGUAAAGGUCACACUCUCUGGGAAUCAGCAACCGGUACGUACAGAAAUUACUGAGGCUGCAAUGGAAUUGGGGUCAGAAAAACUUUCACUUCUGAUUACUGAAGCAUACAAGGAUGCCCAUCAAAAAAGUGUCCAGGCGAUGAAAGCACGCAUGGGCGAUCUUGCACAGAGCUUAGGGAUGCCACCCGGCUUGGGUGACCAAUUCAAGCAAUAAUCUAUUCCUCUUCCCCACCAUCUUCCAAGAAGCUGCAGUUUUGUAGACUAACUGUGCGAAAAAGGUUUCAAAUCAGGUUUUUAUGAUAAAAGCAGUUUGUCAAUUUAAGAAAAAGAAAAUAUCGGGACCAACCAAGAAAGUUAGAUAUGAAAGAGUUGUAAAGGAACAUAAAACAUCUCUCUUUCUGUGCUAUGUAUUUUUUUAACUGUUGUUCGUUGUUAAAUUAUGUUGGACAAAAUGAUUCUUCCGGGGAAUAUAGUGUAACGUGGCUUCAUUCUAAA
Erigeron canadensis is the source of this 965-nucleotide messenger RNA. RefSeq names its product nucleoid-associated protein At4g30620, chloroplastic-like. The record is from RefSeq and is a predicted model, not a curated record. Gene Ontology annotation, molecular function: DNA binding. The coding region runs from base 121 to 684 and encodes 187 amino acids. The transcript is spliced from 8 exons. Lineage: Eukaryota; Viridiplantae; Streptophyta; Magnoliopsida; Asterales; Asteraceae.